AUGAAGGGAUUUGCAUUUCUGCUGCUCCCAGCGACGCUUUUAACUGUCGACGCUACGAUGGCAGUGGACUACGUCAUUGUUGGAGCCGGAACGAGUGGUCUUGUUAUAGCCAAUCGCCUCUCACAGAACAAGAACAUCACUGUUGCCCUUAUCGAUCCUGGGUCCGACGAACGCGGCAAUCCGACAGUCAGUGACCCUUCCGAGUGGCUCAAACUUCAGCAAACACCCAUCAAUUGGAACUAUACCUCGGUUUCUCAGGAGACUGCUAAUGGUAGAGCUAUUCCAUAUCCCGCUGGCAAGGGCAUUGGAGGAACCAGUUUAAUGAAUGGUAUGACGUACUUGCGAGGAGAUAAGGCGGAAUUUGACGCUUGGGAGGAGCUUGGAAAUCCCGGAUGGAACUGGAACUCGUUGUUUGCCAAAUACAAAGAGAUUGAAAAGUUCUUUCCCCCGCAAGCAUGGCAAGAAGAGAUAGGUGCAAGCUAUGAGCCUUCACUACACGGCUACGACGGAAAUCUGCAUGUGGGAUUCCCACCAACACUGGAAAAGGGGCUCUACGGAAAUUUCAGCAAGGCAUGGAAGGCUUUGGGCUACAAAAAAGUUCAAGAUCCGAAUGGCGGAUCUGUUGCCGGUUUCAGCGUAUGGCCAAUGACGCUGGACCCCAAGCAGAAUCAUCGCUCUGACGCGGCAACUUCUUUUUAUUGGCCAAUACAGCCAUUGAGAGAAAAUCUGUCCCUAAUUAAGGGAACUGCAACCAAGAUCUUGUGGGGGAAAGCUGGGUGUACAAGCAAAAGGCCCGGAAAGGUUGCACAAGGCGUGCAAUAUCUGGACGCUGACGGGGCAUUGUCACAGAUAACAGCGAAAAAGGAGGUCAUUCUGUCUGCGGGUGCCUUGCGGACGCCUCUCAUCCUGGAGAGGUCGGGUGUUGGCAACCCAAAGAUCCUAAGUCCUUUGGGCAUCGAAACUGUGAUUGACGCCCCUACCGUGGGCGAAAAUCUGAUUGACCAGCCCAACCUGGCCAUUAUCUAUGGGAGCAACGACAACACCACUGGCACAACUCCAUAUGCUACGUUUGCUAGUACGGAAGAUUUGUUUGGCAAAACAAACGCGGGUGCUCUAGCAUCUUCUACAAAGGAGCGUUUGGCAGCGUGGGCAAAGGACAUUGAAACCCAGACCAACGGUGCGCUCAAAGCCGCAGCUCUGGAGAAGCAGUUUGCCAUUCAGCACAAAGUCAUCUUUCAAGACAAAGUGACCACUGCUGAAAUUCUGACAGCAGCACUGGGCUCGGCCUUGGUAACGGUUUCAUGGGCGCUGCUGCCCUUUAGCCGAGGAAGUGUCCAUUUGACAUCAGCGUCGGAUACAGACAUAGACAAGCCCGUCAUUAACCCCCGCUUGCUCUCCAACGAUUUUGACAUGCAAGUUCAGAUUGCAUCUUGCAAGCUGAGUCGGAAGCUAUGGCAAACCGCUCCGGCGGAUACUCUUGUAACAGCUCCUGUGGUCCCAAGUCUGGACCAAGUUCCGCUGAAUGCCAGCGAUUCGCAAUGGGAGGCGUUCAUCCGAGCUACCUAUCAAUCCAAUUCCCACUCUCUGGGAACGGCAGCAAUGAUGGCAAAGGACCUCGGAGGCGUUGUUGACCCCGAGUUACGCGUAUAUGGUGCUGCCAAUGUUCGAGUUGUCGACGCCUCUGUCCUACCCACGCAGUUUAGCGGGCAUCUGACAGCAACUCUGUACGCUGUGGCGGAUAGAGCUGCCAGAAUGAUUCAGCUUAACGACGGCUUGGCGGCUUAG
[Torrubiella] hemipterigena is the source of this 1785-nucleotide messenger RNA. NCBI's taxonomy places the organism in Eukaryota, Fungi, Ascomycota, Sordariomycetes, Hypocreales, Clavicipitaceae. The record is from the annotation of a GenBank genome assembly.